This is a messenger RNA of Suillus paluster, 2253 nucleotides long. RefSeq lists its product as uncharacterized. Lineage: Eukaryota; Fungi; Basidiomycota; Agaricomycetes; Boletales; Suillaceae. The transcript is spliced from 10 exons. Bases 1 to 2253 code for a protein of 750 amino acids. The record is from RefSeq and is a predicted model, not a curated record.
AUGGAUGAUGGGGAACAAUCUGCUGCAUCCUCCGCAGCAGGAACUCUGGGUGCAUGUGAUGCCAGUGAUGAUUUCGGUGAAGGCCUAUCUGCAUCAGCCUACUAUGUAUUUUCCCAGGACAUUGACAACACAGGAGUGGGUGAUGUAUUCUUAGAGGAGGAGUAUCCCGCCUAUGCAAAUGACUCACCGGUGGUAGGAAAAACACGGAUCAUGGUGGUUGAUACAUCAGACAAGCAGCUGUUUGAAAUGGGACUGUUCCCAGCAUCGUUCACCCGCCCAAAGACUGUGUUCACCUUUGCUUUGCUGGAUGAUUUGAUCCUGGACAACCUGGAGUGCAGGACUUCAGCAAUGAACUAUUACAGUAAAUUGAGGUGCAUCAUGUCCAGCAUGUUCCCGCAUUUAGUACCGAAUGGAUUCAGUCACGACAGGAAGGACCCAAAAGAUGGGGAGCUGGCUCUUUUCUGCCCUGCAUGUCCUCAGCCCAGCAUCAACAUGACCUUACCAACAGAAGAUGAUGACACAAUGCCUGGGUGGCUGUAUUCAUGUUCAUUGGUUAUGGAUGGUAACUUUAAAGCCAAGCAUCUGCACCCAACACACCCAGAAGACAAAGUUUGGCUCACUGAUGGGCAAAGCUUCAUGGUAGCCAGAGCCAGGUACCAGGCUCAUCUCGGGCUUGCCAAGGAUUUGGUGCAGAGGUCCGAAUGCAACAACCAUAGGGUGGUGAACCAGGCCAAUGCAUCUCAGCACAAGCUAGAAGCCACAGGAAUAGGAGGGUGCACAUGCGCCAGACACGGGUGCUUCGUGCCUAAUUUGAUGGUCGAUUUUCACAAGGGCAAAAGUACAACAAGCACCUCCGGUAGGAUAGGACUGUGGCAUGUUCAUGGCCACCAAGACAAGUGCUAUGUUCGGGGCCGCCAGAAUGGAUGGGGAGAUUAUGGAAACACUGUGGGUGCCUCUGAACAUUAUAUCUCCUUCCGCCUGGGGAAUGUUGACCCUGCACUGACAGGAAUGCCUCGAUUAUCAAAUGAACGACUGCAACUACAUGAAGAUGAUUUGGAUGGCACCGAGGCAUUCAAUGCAUUGAACGAUGCGGCAGAUCUGGAAAUUGUCGAGUGGUGGGAAGCACAAGAGAGAGUGGCACAGGCCUCUCAGAUAGACGAUCCAUCAGCCCUAGACAUCUACGAUGUGCAGUUGCAAAAGGGCAAGUCUCAUAAGGAGGUCAAGGUCGACUUACUGCAGACAUCCAUCCGACGCCCAGGAGAAGGACCACAGCUAAGAGCCGCCACUUGGCUUGCAUCUGGGAUCACCAUUGAGGAAAUGCAGAUCGCUCUGGUGAUGGACAUCAGGAGGAUGGGAAGACACCCUACCAAGAAUCAGAUGCUGGAGAUAGGCCAUCGCCAGAUCAGGCUGCAACACUCCAUUGACAAGUUUGUUGCAACAGCAGGGAGUGGAUCCAGCAAUGAAGACCCCAAUGAUGAUGGAGCACUGGGAGUCCAUCACCCAAUGGCUCUAUUCAGACCUGACAUAGUCAUCAUCUCUCUCCCGUCCAACUUGGGAAUGGAGAGAUGCAGGGAAUUGGGCAUGGUGGGCCUGAUCAGACAAGAGAUCACCCUAAGGGAGGGACAGGCAAAUGGCAUGCUGCACUCCAUCAGAGUGCACCUGGCCAACAAGGCAGUUCUCUUUAGGACCACAGUCAGGCUGGCCAAGUCGCAAGCCAGGACCACCUGGGCUUGGGCCCAGGUCCACUUGGUGGAAUGGGUAAUCAACCUCAACAGCACGAUCUACAAGAAAUGCAGGGCCCAGCUCCAGAAUCUUGGGGCAGACCAGCUGUUGCAAAAAUACCAGGAGUUGGAGAAAAGCCACCUCAAAGCCACCUCUGCCGUUGUGGAUCCCAAUGCCCAAGGUCAGAGAAAUUCCACGCUGCCAUGGUUUUGGUCCCUAGAUGUACAAGGGGAUUCGGUUAGCGAUGACUGGAUGAAUGAAUUUUACAGGGUGCAUUGGCUUCAGACCAAGGCUCUGCAUGAUCGUUGGGCAGAAGAGUUCAUCCUCAUGGGACACGAGAUGCGUUGGACAAUCAAUUUCCUUAUGCACAGAUCCGCAACAUGGCUUGGACAAACACACCAGAAUGGCGACCCCACUCAGGUGGGCAACAGGUGCUAUGCACUCAGACAGGCUCAGAUGUACAAACAAUUGGCCGAGGAUGCUCAUGCCCGGUUUGUGGAGGUCAACCCGACAUUCGGUCAUGACUGGUGA